Molecule: messenger RNA, 2038 nt
Organism: Pristis pectinata (smalltooth sawfish)
Lineage: Eukaryota; Metazoa; Chordata; Chondrichthyes; Rhinopristiformes; Pristidae
Biological process (GO): phospholipid metabolic process; arachidonate secretion
Molecular function (GO): A2-type glycerophospholipase activity
Source: RefSeq, a predicted model, not a curated record
AUGGACCGGAUGCUCGGCCGGAGCCAGGGUGAGGAAUGCGGGAUCAGUGUUUGGCCAUUCGAGGGGCAGGAUGUUGGCGGGUUGGUGUUUGCUCUGCCUCUUGUAUUUUUCCCCCGCUGCCGGGCAGGCGGAGUGGCUGAGGGGAGGGUUGGCGCCGUUGACCCAGGGGGACCGGACCUUGUGCCAUUGGGUGGCCGGGGACGGCUCCGCCAGCUCCUGGAGUUUCCUGGCCCGGCUGCAGGGAGGACUGGUUCUCUUCCAGACGCUGUGGAGCGGGGACGGCGAGCUGGAGCAGUGCACGGUGCGGGAGGAACUCCGCAUCACCCCGCACCUACCUGGCCUUCUGCCUGGAGACGCGGGACAGUCCGGGGCUGGCGGACGGGGUCCCGGGACCGGCAGAGCCUCGGCUGCGGCUCCUGCAGCGACUCGCUGCCGCCCGCUGCAGCCCGACCCCAGCGCUGCCCGCCUUCCCCCGGCGGGGCAAGAGGAGUGGCCCGGCCACAAACCUGGCUCCCUCGGGAACGGGCCAGUGGUGGCCAGGAGGCGCCGCCGGGGUUGGACCGUCCCCGGGACCAUCUGGUGCGGCGCCGGGGACUCGGCAGAAACUUCAGCGACCUCGGAAUUUUCAAGCAGACAGACUUCUGCUGCAGAGAACAUGACCAUUGUGAGCAUAAAAUAUCUGCUUUUGAAUACAAGUAUGGAAUGCUAAACUUCAGGAUGCACACCAUAUCUCAUUGUGAUUGUGAUUAUAGGUUCAAGAAAUGUCUCCUGGAUGUAAAUAAUACCAUGUCCACACUGGUUGAAGUAACAUUUUUCGGCAUACUUCAGGUCCCUUGUUUCACUUUGGAACCAGUUGAGCAUUGUAAUGGGGAAGAGUUGGUUGAGCCGGUAGUUCCAGAACCUGCAACUGUUACAAACCUCUGGAUCGGUGUGAGCACAAGAUCUUGCCACAGGAAUUCAAGUUCUCUCAUUACAACCAGGAGCCCAAGACCCUCUAUCACUGCAACUGUACUAGAAGGCUGGCAAAACGGAUGAAAAGGGGAGCAAAUGUGAAAAUGGUGAAGGAACUGUUCUUUGAAUUUGUGUCGCUGAAUUGUUUCCAGCUGAAGUUGGUGCCAAAGAAUUGCAGCAAAGAAGGACAUGUUCUGUGUGAGAAUCAAUUUGUGGCUAUUCUUUCCAAACCCAAAUAUCUAAAGAGGGUCCUGAAAGUUCGGAGGACUGCAGAGGAAUCCCUGUUUCCAUCACCAGAUGAGCAGGAAAGAAACAAGAAUGGAACAUUUGACAACACAAACUCUGUUAAACUGUAUGACAAGUGUUUACAGAUGAUUCGUGCUUUAACUGUAAAGUCUUAGAGGCUACUUUGCGGGCCACACCAUCAUGGGUUGUGCUUUAUGAAUAUUACAUGGCUCCAUGAGUCUUCGUAGUAGGACAAAGUUACAAGAUAAAUGUUGUGUCUCCACUGUGUAAUCCUGCAAGCUUUACCAUUUCUGUAUCUCAUGUAGCUUAAUUAAAGAAAACAAUUAUCCUAGGUCAGAAACACUUUAAACAACACUCCAACUCUGGUACAGUAAACGGAAACACUCCUGAACGAGAGGCAGAGACAGGAACAGCACAGAGCCGAGGGGAUUGUGCAGGCUUCGCCUUUCUUCUGAGAUCUCCUGCUGUUGUGAAGAUCACGGAGAUGGGGAGCUGGCAAACGAUCUCAAGGGUGGACAGGAGGAGGUUCAGGGAGGUCUUGUUGACAAACAAUCAGGGAAAGGAACUGGCCAGGCCAUCAAAGAAGGGUGAAUCAAGCAGAUGAUUGAGGAAGGAGAUUGGAAAGAUAAGUGGGGAUGGGGCUGAUCAUUUGACUAUUUAGGUGAUUAGUGUAUGUAUAUUUUAAAUGACCACACUUAGUAUCCAGAAAGCAGGACUUCAGUACUUUAUGGACUUCAAAGCAUUCAACAAGGUUCCUCACUGUAGGCUGAUCCGGGAGAUUAAGGCACAUGGGAUCUAUGGAGACUUGGUAGAUUGGAUUCAAAACUGGCUUGGCUGUAGA